This is a messenger RNA of Penicillium cosmopolitanum, 1653 nucleotides long. RefSeq lists its product as uncharacterized. The record is from RefSeq and is a predicted model, not a curated record. Lineage: Eukaryota; Fungi; Ascomycota; Eurotiomycetes; Eurotiales; Aspergillaceae. The coding region runs from base 1 to 1653 and encodes 550 amino acids. The transcript has 4 exons.
AUGGAACCCCACGACGCCGACACCCUCGCCGACACCGUCUUAUCCCUAUUCAAAGAGCGAGACCUACCCGUGAAGCGCGACGCAAUAGUCUCAGCUCUGGAAGACUUGGCCUCAACCACAGCCACAACCACAGCUUCAGGCCCAAACAAUGCGCAAUGGGUGUCAACACAUCUGCACCCCGACACCCUUCUCUCACAAGAAGAGCUAGCACUGUACAACAAACUUUCACAGACAGGCAAUCUUCAUCCAAUUCUACGUGACCCCAACCUCGAAGCCACGCGACCCUUUUUAGAAACCGAUAUUCGAGCAGCGAUUCAAUCCCUCGAAACCUCUACUGCUACGAUUCAAAAACAAUCAGAUACACUCUCGCGACAAUGUGACAUUCUCAGAAAACAAUUUCGUCAGCGGGAGAGUUUGGAUGGAGAUCGGGGCGGGAUAUUAUGCGAUUACGGAAGAAGCAUGAGGUUGGGAGACAGAAUACAAUUAUUGCGGUGCGCAAACGAACUUUCCGACGAUCUCGAAGCAAGCUUCAGGAGCGCGACAGAAUCAGCCGGUGUCGAAAACAAGAGGAUUCUCUCCAUACUAUCCACCCAGCUAAAGCAGGACGAUAAAAGCCUCAAUUAUCUGGAGAAUCUCAUGUCCAGCAUCAAGUUUAACAGCAAUGAUGCUGAUACGGUUAAGCGGACGGGUCAACUCAGUUCGGUACUUGCGGACUAUGUGGCUGAAGAGAUCCACGAUCGGUUGGAUAGGUUGUAUCUUGAGGAAAUUGAAGCUGGAGAGUCUGCUUCUGAUUCUGCAAUAAACCAGAACCAGGCUUUGACUUCAAGUGAAUCAGAGACGAUCGCCGCCUUGGAAGAAGAAUUAGGAUCCCUGUUCCCGGAAAUCGAAGUGUUGGCUGAAAUGUCGACUCGUCAAGAGUUUCAGGAGCCUAUUCUUCGAGAGAUUCAGAAUGAACAUAGUCAGCUUCGAGUUGUGUCUCAUCAAAAGUUGGAAAAGGUCCUCGAUAGUAUGGUCGAUAUGACAUUAUCCAAACAAGAUCUAAUCAAACAGCUCGGGGAACGGGGCUCAGCAAACGAAGUACUAGAACAACUAGCCAACUUAUACCAGGCAGAAACAGCCAUCCCACUCGUGCCACAACCCUCUUCUCGACGCGAGUCACUGAGACGGCGCUCGCUACAACCAGGCAUGCUUCUCUCCGCUGCGCGUAACCCGGGCUCAGGCUCAGGUUCCGACUCCUCUAUCCCCGAUCAACAACAACCAGAAUUGGAAAGCGUCCUCCGACACGUCGGGCUAGCACCCGAAUCGGUACUCCGUCCGCGGGCGAACGGGGAUGGAGGAGAGGGUGGCGGUGCUCAAGGAAUGCACGAGAAACGAAUUCAAAUGGCAGAGGCACUAAGGAGUCUUGGCACUGCGGUGAACUCACCACUUGUGGGACAAUUAGCCUUUUCUGACCACGCGAUGCGGCUCUUGGACUCGUCGUUGCAUGCGAAUUCCCGGUUUGAGACUUCGUUGUCGGAUUCGGGGCAAUUGGAGGCUCUUAGGGCUUUGGAGGGUGAUCUUGCUGAGCUCCAGAAGGGUGUUAGGGGGGUUGAUUUGGAUGUUUUGCACCAACGGGAUAAAGUACGGGCUCGAUUGUUAGAGCGAUGGGGUUAG